Molecule: messenger RNA, 2286 nt
Organism: Scleropages formosus (Asian bonytongue)
Lineage: Eukaryota; Metazoa; Chordata; Actinopteri; Osteoglossiformes; Osteoglossidae
Gene: aif1l
Product: allograft inflammatory factor 1-like
Exons: 6
Coding region: 138-584 (148 amino acids)
Biological process (GO): actin filament bundle assembly; ruffle assembly
Cellular component (GO): actin filament; ruffle membrane
Molecular function (GO): actin filament binding; calcium ion binding
Source: RefSeq, a predicted model, not a curated record
GGAUAUGAGCGGAGCGCGGCGUGGUGGAGCGGAGUAGAAGGGCGCGCAGUUCGCCAUCCGGCAGCGGUGCAGAACCUUUGCCUGCGUCCCUCCGAACUGUCCUGUCCCGCUGCGCUGCACCGCGCCUCACCGCCGCCAUGCCUUCGCACCAGGACCCACAAGGGGGGAAGGCGUUUGGAUUAUUGAAAGCCCAGCAGAGAGAGAAGCUAGAGGAAAUUAACAGGGAGUACCUUGAGGACCAGAAAUACAGUGAUGAAGAGGACCUGGCUGAAAAGCUGGAUUCUUUCAAAAAUAAAUAUGCUGAAUUUGACCUAAAUGACCAAGGGGAGAUCGACAUGAUGGGGCUGAAGAGGAUGAUGGAGAAGCUGGGUGUGCCAAAAACCCACCUUGAGAUGAAGAAGAUGAUUGCAGAGGUGACUGGGGGCAGCAGCGACACCAUCAACUACCGUGACUUUGUCAAGAUGAUGCUGGGCAAGCGGUCAGCUGUGCUCAAACUGGUUAUGCUUUUUGAGGACAAAGCCAAUGGUGCCACCUGUAAGCCAGAAGGACCCCCACCCAAGCGGGACAUCGCUAGCCUUCCAUAGGGAAUGGGCAAAUUAUGGGUACUUGCGACCUUAGGGACUACCCCAGUGCCCGCCAGUCCAGCCAGUGUCUUUCAUCCUGCAGUGUAAAUAGCCUUAUUGUGAGUCAGGCUUUGGGACUUGAGGAAAACACUAGUACACAGUAGACAAGGAGAGAUGACUCUAAGUGUGAAAAUUCUAUAUUUGCUGUGAAAGAGUAAUGCCAGUAGGCUUUUUUUAUAUAUAUAUAAUGGGUAAGAACAUGUAUAUAUUUAUAUUAAGGAUACAGAUGACAAGCUUAAUAUUUUUUAAUUACAGUUCUUAACUCAUCUUAAACCAGAGGUAACUGAAUAUUAUUGAAACAAUGCUCUCAAUUUGAGGGGGUUGAAAAGUUUGCUAUUGUGGCAUCUCCACCUGAAGGCUGGUGCUGAGAGCAGUUAGACCCAAGUGUGUCUAACAGUGAUGUAUGUGAUGCUUGUGACUGGAUGAAGAGUGUUUCGAUGAGGCUUUUCCUGCAGAGCUGUCAGCCACCUAUACUUCUCUGAGCCUGCAUGCAUUUUGCUACUCUAUACGCUUGAAGUAGGCACUGCUCAGCUUCUCUCGGAACAUUCAAGAAGCUUUGCUAUUUGAGCAGCGAGAACAUGGUAACGCACUGCGCUUAGGUGGUAAUCCUCCUCUUUGCAGCACAGGUAUUGUUUCCCCAUCUGCUGCUGUUUCAUUGUGGAAACUGCAGCUGCAUUUGUAGAUUGUUCUCAGACAGAUCACAUGAGACAUAAAAACCAGUUUUAUUUUAACCUCCCCCUCUCAUUUGAAAACAUCUGAAGAAGCAUUUUUCACCUUAGUCUCUCUACCAGAGCUAAAGAAGUAAUUUGUUGGAUUAAGACCGAGGUAGUGUUGCUAUAUUUCUCAGAUGUGAGAAUAAAUUAUACAUUAGUGCAACUAUAAGAAUGCAUUUUAAAGAGAAAACAGGGUAUGUUUUGAUAUUACUACAAUGUAAGUGUGAGGCUUGGAUCUAUACAGUUGAUGCUCAUUUAAAGUAAUGUCACAAAUUGGGUUUUUUUUGUGCUGCAAAAUUGCUCAGGCACAUUUCGGAAGACUGUACUUUGACUUUGUAUCUGACUAAAGGUUUGUUCAGCUAUUGCAAACCCCAAGUGAUAGUGUACCAGCCAGUGCUUCUAUUGGUGCGAUAUUCUUCAGGUAAAUUUGUUGCGAGGGGUCGAUGUGAAAUGUCAGUGAUAAGGCUGAAGACGCGUUCUUUCGAAGUGCCUAAAAUUGGGAAUGCACAUUAAAGGUGGGAAAGGAUUGACGUAAGCAAUAUUUUUGUGGCAUGUUUUGAAUUACUUUUUUAUUUUUUUAAUGUUUGUCUUUAUUUUUAUAUUUGGAGGGAAUGUGAUGUGACUUUAAUGACAUUCCAAAAACUCCUAAACAUAUAAAGUGAACAUUGUCAAGACUGGCGUAGCAAACUGAAUCCCUGCCUCAGCAAACCUUUGUUAGUGAUGUAGUAUUGUGACAUUCUUUGCUCUUUCCUUUAUCGAUUAACCUGUAGAAUUUUUAACGCGUGCCUCAUGUUACAUAAAACACUGAAGUCUGAUUUUGUAAUUUAUUAGACAUAGUCUGAAGCUUGUUAGCUUUUUAUUUCCAUAUUAAUUUCUCAGUGGGUAGUUUUGCAACCCUGUAAGAAACAUCUUUUCUGCAAACACCAAAGGAAUUAAAGUUCUUACUGAAA